AGUCGGAUCCAGCAAAAAUCAACGACACCACGGCGAACGGAAGAAACCCUGUAGUACCAGCCACCAACCUACACCAGCCUUAGUAGUCCUGUUCGUCACGACCACUCCAAGCAUUGCCGACAAGCUUCACCUGUAUCCUACGCAAGGCAUCUUCUCAAUUCGUUCGAGCACACAAUGGCGGCCGCGGCACCACCUCGCACUCUCGCGCCCAAUGCUUCCCUCCCAGCCAAGGUCCAGUCGAUACCACCGAAUCAGACACUAUACAUUACCAACUUGCCAUCAAACAAGAUACAGAAAGCCGAUUUGCGGACCGCACUCUAUAUGCUCUUCUCCACAUACGGUCCUGUCCUCGACGUUGUCGCGCUCAUGACGAUGAAGAUGCGCGGUCAAGCACACGUCACAUUCAGGGACGUUCAGGCGGCUACUCAGGCGAUGCGAUCACUUGAUGGUCAACAGUUCCUCGGUCGGCCAAUGAAGAUCCAAUACGCCAAGAGCAAAUCCGAUUUCGUCAGCAAACUGGACGGCACGUUCAAAAUCCCCAACAUGUCCGGCGCCGCCGACGUUGAGCAGACCGAGCUGCAGCAGAGCAUCUUCAACGCACCACCUCCCGGCGCGGCUGCGCCAGCCACCACUGGCAGCGGACUGCCUGCAAAGCCAGCUGCGGCCCCGGCUGAUCAGCAGAUGAAGGACGCCGAGACCGACGCACGAGGGCAGAAGCGAACACGCGACGACGAGGACAGUGACUCGGACGUGGCUAUGGAAGAGGACAGCGACGACGAAUGAUCGCCCGAACCUUUGUGCACAGCAAUCGGCGCGCCCUUACGCGCAGGCUUUCAAACAAUGUCAACACCGUUUCGUGGGAUCAUUUCCAUGGGCACGGCUAAACCAACACAAGCGCCUGUCAGCCCGAUCCAAAUCGUGAGAUACUCCUC
Emericellopsis atlantica is the source of this 932-nucleotide messenger RNA. RefSeq lists its product as uncharacterized. NCBI's taxonomy places the organism in Eukaryota, Fungi, Ascomycota, Sordariomycetes, Hypocreales, Bionectriaceae. Bases 175 to 783 code for a protein of 202 amino acids. Gene Ontology annotation, molecular function: mRNA binding. Gene Ontology annotation, cellular component: nucleus. Gene Ontology annotation, biological process: mRNA export from nucleus. The record is from RefSeq and is a predicted model, not a curated record. The transcript has 3 exons.